GGUUUGGAGCUCUGGCCCGAGGCACCCGGGCGGCGAAGAUGUCAGCUUCCCUAGUCCGAGCCACUGUCCGGGCUGUCAGCAAGAGGAAGCUGCAGCCCACUCGGGCCGCCCUAACCCUGACACCUUCAGCAGUACACAAGAUAAAACAGCUUCUUAAAGAUAAGCCUGAACAUGUAGGUGUGAAAGUUGGUGUUCGAACCAGAGGUUGCAAUGGCCUUUCUUAUACUUUAGAAUAUACAAAGACAAAAGGAGAUUCUGAUGAAGAAGUUGUUCAAGAUGGGGUCAGAGUGUUCAUUGAAAAGAAAGCACAACUCACCCUUUUGGGAACAGAAAUGGACUAUGUAGAAGACAAAUUAUCCAGUGAGUUUGUGUUCAAUAACCCAAACAUCAAAGGAACGUGUGGCUGUGGAGAAAGCUUUAACAUCUGAACUCUCAGGAUCCUUCAUGCUGCCGUGACCUGCAGGGAUACCUGCAGAAACCUUGGGCCU
This is a messenger RNA of Elephantulus edwardii (Cape elephant shrew), 488 nucleotides long. Its product is annotated as iron-sulfur cluster assembly 1 homolog, mitochondrial-like. NCBI's taxonomy places the organism in Eukaryota, Metazoa, Chordata, Mammalia, Macroscelidea, Macroscelididae. The record is from RefSeq and is a predicted model, not a curated record. Gene Ontology annotation, biological process: iron-sulfur cluster assembly. The coding region runs from base 39 to 428 and encodes 129 amino acids. The transcript is spliced from 4 exons. Gene Ontology annotation, cellular component: mitochondrion; cytoplasm. Gene Ontology annotation, molecular function: 2 iron, 2 sulfur cluster binding.